Molecule: messenger RNA, 2865 nt
Organism: Pseudomassariella vexata
Lineage: Eukaryota; Fungi; Ascomycota; Sordariomycetes; Amphisphaeriales; Pseudomassariaceae
Exons: 3
Coding region: 1-2865 (954 amino acids)
Source: RefSeq, a predicted model, not a curated record
AUGGCUGGGUCCGCGUCCGGAAUAUCUCUUCCGAACAGCUCGUUCUUCAAUAUAUAUACCGAUGGAGGGCCAGUAGCCCGGACGUCGCCCGCCCCAGUUCUUCCAGGCGGGCGGUGCAAUUUUGUGGAUCUAUCUCAUGGAGCCAAUGGGCCGAAAUGUGGUUGUCGCCGGUUCUGGAGUCGCGGCACAGGUGGUCCAGGUGGAUUUUCAGGAUAUUCCAAUGGAGAUUUUGCUGGAACCGAGGCGGACCAAGUUGCCUGGUGCAUGUGUUCCCAUCAUGCUUGCUACCAUGACGAUGAUACUCAGGGAGGACAAGUUGCUACUGUCACAACCCUUGCUGCCGAUGGAGGUCAGGAGAAUGAACGCCCAAGGAUAAAUCGAGAGCCUCUGACCCCUGUGGUUCAGGAGCUGUCCUUCCAGAUGCCACCAGUAGCGGAUCAGUCCAGGGAUUUUCAUACAAUCAACAAUGCGUCGUUUGGUGCAAACAUUCAGGGUGGUACAUACACGCCUCAAGGCGAAACGGCCACACCAGCGCCGGAGCCUUCUCUGCCCGACACGCUGAGUUGGUCAAACUUCACCCAAACACCGUUGGGCCAACAAAAGACUAGUCCUUUGCCGCCCAUUCCCAGUCAAUGUUUAUUGUCUUCGCAGCCAAGCUCGACCACCUCUUCGGCUCGGAUAGCCUACCAUCGACCGUUUGCUGGGACUGGACUCCAAACAUUUAGUGGUGUGAAGUCCAAGCUACGGGAGGCCCAACUGAACCAGGAUGAUGACAUAUCGCCACCCAACAAAGACGCAGUCACGCCAAGCCAACUGUCUGAUACGGUUCAAGGGCAUGAACUACGCCUUGACAGACUAGAGCACGCAUCGUUUAGCAAUGAUCAUGAGGACUGCCAUGAAAAACAUGACCAAGCCGACCUGCGAGUCACUGAACUCGAGUCACGGGUGGAGGAAAUGGAGAAGAUGCUCAACGACAGCAGCAGCACAACAAGCAGACAUCACCACUUUCGAGCCACCUGUGCUGAUGAGUCGGCAGCUAGCACUGUCUCUGUGUCCACUGACGCCAGUGGCCACACCGAUCGUGCUGAGCUUUUCAGCCAACUCCAAGCUUUGAAGGCCCAGCUUAGCCAGCUCCAAGGCCUGUCCUCCUUCCCAUCAUACACGCGACCUUGGGAGGUUGAAGUCGUCUUCCUACCGUUUCCACUCAAGGGCGUAUGGUUGCCGUCUCGUGACUUCCCCAGCCAACGGCGCUCGGGAGGAGACGGUGUGAAUUUUGACCAGUGGACACAGCUCCCCGAUACAGUCUCGGCCAUGGAGCCCUCAUCACCCGGCUUUAAUGAAUGGAUCGGUCCGGAGUUGCAGUCGGAUUGGUUGCUGCCGCGUGCUUGCGCGCCUAACAAAAUGGUAGACAAACGACUUAGAAGCCGCGGUCUAGUCAAGAACGUUCUGGUCCGCGGCCCUGACGCGCGAAGCAUCGAGCAGGCCAUUUCUGCCGCAUUCGGGACCCUGUUCCGUACUUUGUCACGCAUGCAGGCAAAUGUGUCGAUGCACAGCCGCGUCCAUCAAUACCUGGGCAUUCAACAGCCCUGGGUCCCACUGCGCAAGGUUCACAAGGACUCCCGUUUGCGUUUCCUCUCACCUGCUGAGAUGGUCACGCCAGCGAUGUGGGAUGUGUCAUUCCUGAGCUCCAGCGUCGUCAUGAAGGCGACGGGAGUCCAUCGGCUGUUCAUUACCCAACCCGAGGCUUAUCUCCAAGACCUGGAUGCAUAUGACAAUGGUUGGAGCUGGCAUCGUCUCAGGGAACUCAGUCGUGUCUAUCCUGACUCACAGAGCAGCCAGCAGGACGUGCCUGAGGCCGACGCCAUGGAGGACUGUUGGGCUUGGAAUGAUAAGUUGGAUGAACAUCCAUCCAGCCCGACCACCUCUCAGUUUCUCAGCCUGCGCCAGGCGGAACAGCCGAGGUUCAAAUCGGCGAGCAUGAGCCCCAGCCAACAACAUUUCCUCAUGGGACGGUCGCCAUCUCUGUCGAUCAGCCGGACCCGGGCUCAGUCACCCCUGGUGCCACUCAACGAGCGCAAGCCUUCGGUCUCCAGGCCACCACGCGUUCGCACCACCUCGAUGCCGCCCGCUUUACCGCCUAUGUCAUCGCCCUCGCAGGCCCAACGUCGUUUGGCCUCCGCCCGCCUCUCCAACAUCCAUCCGUACCCCUAUGACGGUCGGCUGUCACCGCAACUCACACGCACCAAUAUGAAUAUGGGCCAUUCCUGGGCCAUUACAAAGCGGACGCGUAGCUCCAGAUCUCCAUCCGGACCUGUGUCGGCCAGGAUGAGGAACACACCACGCUGGAUCACAGCGAGUCCUAGUCCAAUACCAGAGGGCUUUGUCCACGGUGGGGGGGGCAACUCGGCUGCAUGCAGGCAGACAACGCCGCUAUAUUACGCCACCCCUUAUAGUAAUGCACCGUACGUGGACACGCGCCAUCACCGGGGAGUAAUUGAACCGGAUGAUGACGAGGGUAGUGGUACGAAUUCAUACGACAUGGCUGAUGUGAACAACGCCCAUGGCAGUGAGGACGAUGAGUCUUCGGGAUACGAAGACGACAGUGUGAUGCUUGAUCUUGGCCACCCCCGCACCAGGAACGAGGACGAUGAAGACUGGCAAGAAGCGCAGCAUCCACUGCCGGAGGACGAGCCUUGGCCUGGUAUCGAGGAUGAGGAAAACCGAGAUCCAGAAGCGCUGGCGCUUGAGGCAGAGAAGCGUAGCCGACAAAGCAGCGUACCGAGCGAGUAUCCUAGUACUCAGCGGGCGUGGACGGCUGGCCAGGAGGAGUUCAGUGUGUUUGAAGAUGGCGAUGGCGGCCGCUGA